Messenger RNA from Silurus meridionalis, 3805 nucleotides. RefSeq names its product USO1 vesicle transport factor (gene uso1). Gene Ontology annotation, cellular component: endoplasmic reticulum; ER to Golgi transport vesicle membrane; Golgi membrane. The record is from RefSeq and is a predicted model, not a curated record. Bases 159 to 3011 code for a protein of 950 amino acids. The transcript is spliced from 25 exons. Lineage: Eukaryota; Metazoa; Chordata; Actinopteri; Siluriformes; Siluridae. Gene Ontology annotation, molecular function: protein binding. Gene Ontology annotation, biological process: endoplasmic reticulum to Golgi vesicle-mediated transport; intracellular protein transport; transcytosis.
UGUUUGAGCACUUCCGGGGUUGGGUGCAGGGAUAAGGGGUUAGGGGGGAAGGAGGACCGAAAGCAGCGCCGCGGUUCGGUUCGGUUCUGUCGGAUAGUGAGAGCGAGACCAGUAAAGAAGGUGCAGAAGGUCGGAGGAGAAGCUGUGCAGCGGACACAAUGAAUUUCUUCAGGGGUGUGAUGGGGGGACAGAGCGGCGGGACGCAGCCUUCCGGUGUGGAGACUAUCCAGAAGCUGUGUGACCGCGUGGCCUCGUCUACACUGCUGGAGGACCGCAGAGACGCUGUCCGAGCGCUCAAGUCCCUCUCAAAGAAGUACCGCAUGGAGGUGGGGACGCAGGCGAUGGAGCAUCUGAUCCGUAUAUUACAGUCGGACAGGUCUGACUCGGAGAUCCUGGGUUACGCCCUGGACACGCUCUACAACAUCAUCUGUAACGAAGAGGAAGAGGAACAAGAUGAAUCCGAAGAUGAUGGACAGAGGAGACAGGAGGAUGAUGAUGAUGGGGUUCAGUUUGCUGAUAAGUUCAUUCAGGAUCAGGAGAACGUCACACUGCUGCUCUCUCUGCUUGAGGAGUUUGAUUUCCAUGUGCGGUGGCCUGGUGUGAAGCUCCUGACGGCUCUGUUGAAGUGUCAGUGUGCUCAGGUUCAGGGCAUCGUCCUCAUCAGCCCUAUGGGCGUGUCCAGGUUGAUGGAUUUGCUUGCUGAUUCCAGAGAAGUGAUCCGUAACGAUGGUCUCCUCCUGCUGCAGCAGCUAACUAAAGGAAAUGCUGCCAUCCAGAAGAUCGUGGCAUUCGAGAACGCUUUCGAGAGACUGCUGGACAUCAUUACUGAGGAGGGGACGAGCGACGGAGGCAUCGUGGUGGAGGACUGCCUGCUCCUGUUGCUGAACCUCCUGAAGAACAACAGCUCCAAUCAGAACUUCUUUAAGGAGGGUUCAUUUAUCCAGAGGAUGAAACAGUGGUUCCAGCUGGGGGAGGAGAGUGGGGGGGGCUGGUCUGCUCAGAAAGUCACCAACCUACACCUCAUGCUGCAGCUGGUGCGUGUGAUGGUGUCUCCAGUGAAUUCUCCCGGAGCCACAGCGAGCUGUCAAAAGUCCAUGUUUCAGUGUGGUCUGUUACAGCAGCUCUGUACCAUACUGAUGGCUACUGGUGUUCCUGCUGAUAUCCUCACUGAGACGAUCAACACCGUGUCUGAGGUCAUCCGUGGCUCACAGGUCAACCAGGAUUACUUCGCCUCUGUAAACGCUCCAUCCAAUCCACCACGGCCUGCAAUCGUAGUGUUGUUGAUGUCGAUGGUGAAUGAGCGUCAGCCCUUCGUCCUGCGCUGUGCCGUUCUCUACUGCUUCCAAUGUUUCCUCUACAAGAACCACAAAGGACAGGCUGAAAUCGUGUCCACUCUACUGCCCUCUACUAUAGAUGCUCAGUCGAUCUCGGCUGGUCAGUUGCUGUGUGGAGGUCUGUUCUCGACAGACUCUCUCUCUAACUGGUGUGCGUCAGUAGCGUUAGCGCACGCUUUACACGAUAACUCCAACCAGAAGGAGCAGCUGCUGAGAGUUCAACUGGCCACCAGUCUGGGAAAACCUCCCAUCUCUCUACUGCAGCAAUGUACCAACAUCCUGUCUCAGGGCAGUAAGGUGCAGACGAGGGUGGGUCUCCUCAUGCUGCUGUGUACGUGGAUAAGUAACUGCCCUAUUGCUGUUACACACUUCCUCCACAACCAGGAGAACGUUCCCUUUCUGACUGCUCAGAUCUCGGAGAACCUGGGCGAGGAUGAGAGGCUGGUGCAGGGUCUGUGUGCUCUCCUACUGGGAAUCUGCAUCUACUACAACGACAACUCGCUGGAAAACUACACCAAAGAGAAGCUGAAGCAGCUGAUUGAGAAGAGAAUCGGGAAGGAGAACUUUGUGGAAAAGCUCGGCUUUAUCACCAAACACGAGCUGUACUCUCGCGCCGCUCAGAAACCUCAGCCCAGCUUCUCCACGCCCGAGCACAUGCUGUUUGACCACGAGUUCACCAAACUGGUCAAAGAACUGGAGGGUGUGAUAACGAAGGCUGUACACAAGUCCAGUGAGGAGGAGAAGAAGGAGGAGGAGGUGAAGAAAACGCUGGAGCAGCACGACAGCAUCGUCACUCAGUACAAAGAGCUGAUCAGAGAUCAGGAUGCUCAGCUGACCGAGUUGAAGGAGCAGGUGCAGCUGUUGACACGUCAGAAAGAGCAGAUGGACAUCACCAUCACACAGCAACUAUCUCAGAUCCAACAACACAAAGACCAGUACAACAUCCUUAAACUUAAACUGGGCAAAGACGGUGCAGGGUCUCAGGGUGAUGUUCAGGUAAAUGGUGUUCAGGUAGAGGAGCUCACUGCCCUCAGAGUGGAGCUGGAGGAGUUACGCACACAACACACACUGCUGCAGACACAACUCACUGAGAAGGACACACUCAUCACCAGCCUGAAAUCAGAAGUAGCUCAGACAUCAGAAGGAUCAGCACCUGCAUCAGACAACACAAAACUACUAAAGGAAGUAGAGGCCCUGCGAGUGCAAGUUCAGAGUCAGCAGGCUGAAAUCUCUCAGCUGCAGAGUGAAAGACACGCGCUGCAGCGGAGAAUCCAAACCACAUCGGGUUCUGGCAGUGAAGCAGAAAUAGUGAAACUCAGUGAGCUGGAGCAGAGAUUAUCCACACAGACAGCAGAAACACAUCGACUGCAGGAGGAGGUCCGGUCUCACUCGGAGAGCAGGGCACAGUUGGAGAAGGAGUUAGCAGAGGCUAACAGCACGGUAGCGAUCCUGCAGACAGAGAAAUCUAAACUGCAGCAGGAAGUGAGCGAGUCGAAAAAGGAGCAGGACGACCUGCUGGUGCUCCUCGCAGAUCAGGACCAGAAGAUCUUCUCCCUGAAACAGAGACUUAAAAACCUCGGAGAGACGAUUGAGGAUGAGGAUGAUCUGGAUGCCAGGGACCAGUCUGAUGAAGAUGAUGAUGAAGAAGAUGAAGAAGAUGAUGGAGAGACUGAGUAGAUUUCAGGGAAAUAAAGAAGUUUUAAUCCCGACACUAAUGAGAUGAGCUCCAACUUCUUGCCGCAGAAUCCUGUUAAUUUUUAUCUUUUAUCUGUUGACUUUCUGUUAGCGAUGUCGCUUCACCGCCAUGUUGGUUCGUUUUUUUUCUUAGAACAAUGUUUAAUGAAACGGCUCAUUAAAAAAGCUAAUGUGGCUAACAGUGACUGGAAUCUAAUAGCUACCAAAUAGCAUGCUACCUGCUGAGUAUUUCCUUUAUUUUUUUUUAAUUCAUUCACUUAAUCAUUGUUAGCGGAGAAUAGUUCCACGAAGCUGGUGCUGCUAACGAGUAGCGUAGCCACCAAUCAGGAAAUGCUGCUAUCUGCCCUUUUUCAUUCACUCAUUAGCAACAUUAGCAGUUUCAAAUCAAUCAAAUAUAAUUCGGAUAAAUAACAAAUAUCUUACUACUUUAUAAUUGCUAAGUGCUAGCAAUUGUACAUUAGCAUAAAUUAAUUUGCAUAUUUGCAUUCGUUCAUUGCUAGCAACGUUACCAUUUGGAGCUAAACUAAAUAUAUUUAAAUUGACAUCCAGUUAAAUGAUGCUAAUGUUGCUAUCAGUGAAGGUUCCAGUGUCAGGCGUGAGGUUGCUGUAAUUGUGAGCUGAAAGCACGCUGGAGCUUCCCCGUGUAUUUGUACAUUUGGAGAACAGAAACUCGUCUGUAAGAUACGUACAGAAAAUUGAACUGUGAAUAAAUUAGAGUUCUGUUUAAAUGCUAAUGUUGCUAACAAUAAAUAUGUGUUUAACCCACUGAUCAGCAA